Lottia gigantea (owl limpet) is the source of this 159-nucleotide messenger RNA. RefSeq lists its product as hypothetical. The record is from RefSeq and is a predicted model, not a curated record. Lineage: Eukaryota; Metazoa; Mollusca; Gastropoda; Lottiidae. The transcript has a single exon. The annotation marks the transcript as partial.
CAUAACUCACUCAGAGACCAUAACUCACUCCGAGACCAUAACUCACUCAGAGACCAUAACUCACUCAGAGACCACAACCCACUCAGAGACCACAACCCACUCAGAGACCAUAACUCACUCAGAGACCACAACUCACUCAGAGACCACAACUCACUCUGA